Diachasma alloeum is the source of this 1375-nucleotide messenger RNA. RefSeq names its product protein OSCP1 (gene OSCP1). The transcript is spliced from 4 exons. Gene Ontology annotation, cellular component: plasma membrane; cytoplasm. Gene Ontology annotation, biological process: transport. The record is from RefSeq and is a predicted model, not a curated record. NCBI's taxonomy places the organism in Eukaryota, Metazoa, Arthropoda, Insecta, Hymenoptera, Braconidae. The coding region runs from base 100 to 1170 and encodes 356 amino acids.
UAGAAAGCACGCGAACGUCGGAAACAAAGUCUAGAACCAAAAGUCUAGGUCUCUCAAUUUACAAUUAAUUAAAUAUAAUUAAAUACAUAAUUAAUUAAAAUGUCGCUUUACGUUAAUCCACUCAUGUACUUGAAUCUCGGAGGGGAAAUGCUUUAUGUCAUUCAACAUAGACUCGCUGCUCAGAAAAUUGAAGAACGUAAAACAAUUCAAGUGCUGGAUGACAUAACAGCAUCAUUUUUAAAUCCAAAAAUCCUGGCAACUGUUUUUCAAAAAGCUCCACUGAUCAAUUUAUCGUCCCUGCGAGCGACUCUAGAGGCGAUAAGUCUCAGUUCUAUAAUGAAAUUGGGCCAAAGUUCCAUGAACAAAUUGUUCGAUCUCAUGAUGAUGAUGUUCAAGUAUCAAUUGAUCGCCUGCACUGGUCCCAGGGAGGUGAUCCUAGUGACUCUCAAUCAUAUCGAUGCAUUGAGGGAUAUGGUGACACAGACCAGCGCUCAUGAGUGCAUCACUCUUGUGCAUCGGAUGAUUGUAGACGUUUAUGGGGAAUUGACUCACGACGAGAUCUGGCAGGCGAGGAAUGAGUGUCUGAUCGCUCUAGCCAACAUAAACGUCAGAGUUUCGGUUCUCCUGAGACUUGGUCUUCAGAAUGACGACACAACAUUCAACAUUUUGCCCCAGAACUACGAUGAAAAGUUCGAGGAGAGGAGGUGCGAGGUGGGGGCUGUUAAAUUGCUCGAGGGUAAUCAGAAGGGGUAUAACUUGGGAUCUUUCAAAUUGUUUGGACAUCGUGUAACGCUAUUAGGGAAAAAUAUAUAUUCCCCAAAUUACAUAAAAGCAGUGAAAUGCAAACCAUUAAAAAAUCGUGAGAAGUGUCUGAAGGACAGAGGAACAAGAGCAGAAUUGGGGAUGUUGGCUAGACAAUUGGGGACAGAGGAGACCUCCUCUGCUCCUCGUCCCUUCAGCCUCGACCUCUUUGAUGACUCCGAGACGAUCGAGAUCGAUGACAAUCGGAAUGACGAGGGGGAGGAGGAAUCAGGGAGGAGUGAGGAGACCCUGGGGAGACUCGAUGCAGACCACAAGGCCAAGCUAGACAACAUUUCAGCAGAUCUAGAGGGGGAGGAGGGCAUCGACAGGAAGAUGAAUCUUCUUCAGCUGCUGGAUGAGGUGGAGUGAUUCAACUGUAAAUCAUUCCUUGAACAACUGAUUAAUUAGUGUGAAUUUCUGCAUCACCAAAAAUCAUUUAAGAAAAUUCUGUUUGUAUAACUUUCAUAUUAAUGUUGAUAUUUUCGUAUUAAUAUAAUUUCUUCAAAUUAUUCUAUGAAUUUAAACCAAAAUCUACUCUUUACGAAACUGUACAAUCACUUCUGACAAAACUGAA